CAGGAACCAGAAUGCCCACAACAGUCGGCCAAUAGUAUCGCAGGUUGUUUUGAGGCGUUGAAUGCACGCGGUGGUUUUUCACUUCCUGGUUAAAGAUGGCGGAUGAGAAUGAGACAGCACCGAAGCCGGAGAAAGAAGAGGAGGUAGAAGAAGACCAUGGACAUUGCAGUGAUUGCGAAAAUGAAGAGCAUCACUUUGAUGAUGGUGACAAGGGCCAGGGAGAUGACAGCGGUGCCAAGAAGAAGAAAAACAAAAAGAAGAAGAAGAAGUCUGGGGCAAAUAAAGAACCUGCAGAGGAGGAUCCGCUAGGCAAGGUAGAUGUGAACUCGCUGCCUGCUGAUAAGCUGCAGGAGAUCCAAAAGGCCAUUGAACUGUUCUCUGUUGGCCAGGGCCCUGCCAAAACCAUGGAGGAGGCAAGCAGACGCAGCUACCAGUUCUGGGACACACAGCCCGUCCCCAAGCUAGGGGAGAUGGUGACAUCGCAUGGUUCCAUCGAGCCUGACAAAGACAACAUCCGGGAGGAGCCCUACAGCCUUCCUCCAGGCUUCACGUGGGACGCCUUGGACCUGGGUGACGCUGCUGUGCUGAAGGAGCUGUACACUCUGCUCAAUGAGAACUACGUGGAGGAUGAUGACAACAUGUUCCGCUUCGACUACUCCCCAGAGUUCCUGCUCUGGGCUCUGCGUCCCCCAGGCUGGCUGCCCCAGUGGCAUUGUGGGGUGAGGGUGAACUCCAACCAGAAGCUGGUGGGCUUCAUCAGUGCCAUCCCUGCCAACAUUCGCAUCUAUGACCAAGAUAAGAAGAUGGUGGAGAUCAACUUCCUGUGCGUCCACAAGAAGCUGCGCUCCAAGCGGGUAGCGCCAGUCCUGAUCCGAGAGAUCACCAGACGAGUCAACCUGAAGGGUAUCUUCCAGGCUGUCUACACUGCUGGCGUGGUACUGCCCAAACCCGUGGGCACCUGCAGGUACUGGCAUCGCUCCCUGAACCCACGCAAGCUGAUCGAGGUGAAGUUCUCUCACCUGAGCCGGAACAUGACUAUGCAACGCACCAUGAAGCUGUACCGUCUGAAUGAGGCACCAAAGACCUCUGGCUUGCGGCCAAUGACCAGGAAGGAUGUUCCGGCGGUGCAUCGCCUGCUCCUGGAGUACCUGAGCCAGUUCCACCUGGCCCCGGUCAUGAGCCCCGAGGAGGUGGAGCACUGGCUGCUGCCCCAGGAGAACAUCAUCGACACCUACCUGGUCGUGACCUCUGGGGGCAAGGUGACGGACUUCCUGAGCUUCUACACGCUCCCCUCUACUAUCAUGAACCAUCCAGUGCACCGCAGCCUCAAGGCAGCCUACUCCUUUUACAACGUGCACACCACCACCACCCUGCUGGACCUGAUGUCUGACGCACUCAUUCUGGCCAAAUCGAAAGGGUUUGACGUUUUCAAUGCACUGGACCUGAUGGAGAAUAAGACUUUCCUGGAGAAGCUCAAGUUUGGCAUCGGAGACGGGAAUCUACAGUAUUAUCUGUACAAUUGGAAGUGUCCUAGCAUGGGAUCAGAGAAGGUUGGCUUAGUACUACAGUGACAUCCCUCUUCACCCCCUUCCCCUGAGCGUCACAGUUAGGCCAGGAGACCGCACUGACCACCUGACAGAUGGACCGAUGGACUUCCUGGAAAGAGAACCCACCGCCCAUUUUUAUUUCUUGACCUUUGAACUUUGACCUGCACUACCGCUGCCAGGCAGGGAGUCGGGGGAGUUGGUCCUUCUCCACACUCCACGCUCUCUCUCCCUCCCGUCACAUGGACCUUAAGCCAUUUUAGUUACCAUCCCAACUGAAGUCUGUCAUGAUUGUACCAGAUAUCUUAUACACACACUGCACAAUUCGCUAUAUAACACACACGUAACUACACAACAUACAUGUACAGUAAGACAAACAUGACAGGAAAAUUAUACUAACACAUACUCACUCGAUGCUAACAUUUUCUUUUUCUUCAUGCGUGCGAUGAGCUUUUUCGAAACAAACGCAUCUCAUCAUCCCCAAAGUAAAGUGUUUAGAUUUCUCUCUAAAAAUCAAAAACAUUUCAAAAGGAAGAACAACUAAACAAAACAAAAAUAAGGUAAUUAAUAUCCAAAGUGGAAACAAGACAAGGGCUUCUGUCAGUUUUUUUCUUCUCUCGCUAUUGAGGCUUGAACCUGCAGAUUUACUAUCAACCCCUCAAUUUUCUUCACUGUAUGCAUUCUAGAGUUGACUCUGUACACAGCUGACUGAGGGGUUUUGUCCUUCAUAUUUGUAUUUUUUUUAUUAAUAUAUUUUUUGGUCCCAUCUGUACUAACUGCUGUGACCCAUUCAGAAAAGCCCUGUUCAGAAGAAAAUACAACGAUGACCGUUAAAUGGAAUAGCUGUCAACAAGAACUUAACAAUUUGGAGUAGUUUGGACCUCUUUUUUUUGUUUUUUUUUACGUUGCGGCCGGGAGAGCAGAUAUCUGGAGUAGAGGAAUGGUUGGGUGGGGGCUGCUGAGAGGGGGCACGGAAGGGACUGGAUACUGUUUGUGGGUAUAACACCUCUGAAAUUGAGAAUCAAAACUGUCAAGGAUUUUGGGGACCUGGGCCAGGGAGGGGGCUGGGUAACACCCCAAGUAAACUUUUUGUUUUUAUGUAGAGUGUUGGAUGGGAUGCAAACCGAAAUGAAAAACGGGUCUCGUGGUUUUAUGAUGCAGGAAAACAAAUGUGAAGAUGCGGGGGAUUUUUUUGUGCAAAAUAAAAUAUAGAAGUUGCUGUGA
Molecule: messenger RNA, 2768 nt
Organism: Oncorhynchus kisutch (coho salmon)
Lineage: Eukaryota; Metazoa; Chordata; Actinopteri; Salmoniformes; Salmonidae
Product: glycylpeptide N-tetradecanoyltransferase 1-like
Exons: 12
Coding region: 96-1571 (491 amino acids)
Biological process (GO): N-terminal peptidyl-glycine N-myristoylation
Cellular component (GO): cytoplasm
Molecular function (GO): glycylpeptide N-tetradecanoyltransferase activity
Source: RefSeq, a predicted model, not a curated record